Messenger RNA from Poecilia latipinna (sailfin molly), 751 nucleotides. RefSeq lists its product as uncharacterized. The transcript is spliced from 8 exons. Bases 78 to 710 code for a protein of 210 amino acids. NCBI's taxonomy places the organism in Eukaryota, Metazoa, Chordata, Actinopteri, Cyprinodontiformes, Poeciliidae. The record is from RefSeq and is a predicted model, not a curated record.
GUGCGGCGAAACCGAUCAAAGUGCGGAAGUUCAUUUUCAGCAAGAAGAUCGAGGUUGAUGCUCUCAAGAAAGCCAGAAUGGAGGAGUUUCAAAUGUCAACGUUGAAGGAUCUCCUACAUUACAAUGGAAAAAGAGAUUAUCUGGAAUUGGUGUCAAAGUUUGUGUCUGAAAAUAGACUUAAAGAAAUCAGUCUGUGUAGACCAGUUGGAGCCAAACUGAUCAUUGGACCAGUGGAGGACACAGAGUAUGAUGACAGUCCUGCAGUGGUGAACGGAUGGGGAAAGUUUUAUCUUCCCAAAACAACAGAGAUGAAGGUUAUUGGCUAUGCAAAGGGAACUUUGUACCCAUGUGACCAGCUUGUCCUGAUGACCUGUGAGAAAAAGAAGGUGUACGGCUUUGAUGGAGAGGACCUGCAUCUGGUGGCUUUCAGCCUGGAUCAGAUGCUCACAAAGGGAAUAGCCGAUCCAGCACUCCAGAGUUUUUAUCGUGGGGAGCCCUUCAAAGACGUGACCAAAGAGGACUGGGAGGAGGUGAAGCAGAGCCCUGUGGGGAAGAAGCUGGAUGAGGAGCAUCGUCAACUGGUGGCUUCUCACAUAUCCACCAUCCUGCAGAAUCUCAAUAUCAUCAGAUCAAAACAGAGGCGUCAUCAGGAGAAUGGCAACAUCCUCCCCAAAAGCAACGUGACUCAGUUGCAGAAAGUUGGAGUGUGACUAAGUUUUUCAUUCAUGCAGCUCAANUUUUAAAGGAACAA